GCUACCCACGUGUCGCUCUCUGGGCUCUCGGUUCAUAAUAACGAACUGGACACGUUUCCUUGGGCUUCUCCCCGCCCACAACAUAUGACCUCUCCGAGUAUCGCUGGGCUGGGCCCGACUUUGUAAACUAGGGCCCGACUUCAAAUCAAGCCCUGCUCUAGUCAUCAUUUCUGAAAAAACUCGAAAAAGCCGUUUGAAAUGUUCAUCAAUCCUCACUGUCUAUAAUUUACUGGAAAAGAAUCAAAAUUUAGUAAUUUAUCGGUAUUUAAAAUUUUUAAUUAAGUAAAUGCCAGAGUUAAAAGUGUAAAACGAACUCGUACAAAUUUCACGGCGGAGCACAUGCUUUGAGAAAUGGGAAGCCACAUGACUACGAGAUAAAAGCUUAUUUUGGAAGGUUACUCAGCCCAACAUGUGGCCACUCGUGAACGGUUCUUGAUUUCCACAGUCCUUACGGUCUGCUGUUGAUUGAAGAGUGACUCGAUACUGAUCUCUUUCUUUGUUUACUCACACUGAUCGCUGAUCAAUUGUCCGCGAUCAAGGCAAUGGCGCCUUCUCUUUGUUGUUCGAGAGUGGAGAAUGUCUUCUCCUCCGGCAUAUUCAAGCUUAAGAAGCAGCAAUCCUGUGUUGCUGCUGCUGCUAAUGCCCGGAAUGGCAGCAUCGCGUUGCGUUCUUCUUCUUCUUCUUCUCCGUCUUCCAGAAUGUCUCUUUCUGGAGCUUCAUUUUACCAUUCCACCUCGCGGCCUCGUUCGUUGUCUGUGAGAGCGGCGUCUCCAUCUUCUCCAGCCGCCGUCGCGGAACCGGAAGGAAUCAAGAUUAAUUCGGUGCCGACGAAGCCGAUUGAAGGUCAAAAGACGGGGACUAGCGGUCUUCGUAAGAAGGUGAAAGUGUUCAAGGAAGAGAAUUACCUAGCCAAUUGGAUUCAGGCAUUGUUCAAUUCAUUGCCGCCGGAGGAUUACAAGAAUGGAUUGCUGGUACUAGGAGGGGAUGGUCGUUACUUCAACAUAGAAGCUGCGCAGAUAAUCAUCAAAAUCGCUGCUGGAAAUGGCGUUGGCAAGAUCCUGGUUGGCAAGGAUGGUAUCCUCUCUACACCAGCUGUCUCUGCUGUUAUCAGGAAAAGGAAGGCAAAUGGUGGAUUUAUAAUGAGUGCAAGCCAUAAUCCUGGGGGCCCUGACUAUGACUGGGGCAUCAAGUUUAACUACAGCAGUGGGCAGCCUGCCCCGGAGUCAAUCACAGACAAGAUCUAUGGGAAUACUCUUUCUAUCUCUGAUAUUAAGACAGCUGAGAUUCCUGAUACUGACCUGUCUCAUGUUGGAGUUACAAAAUAUGGGAGCUUCUCUGUUGAAGUAGUAGAUCCAGUUUCUGACUACUUGGAGCUAAUGGAGAAUGUAUUUGAUUUUCAACUCAUCAAAAGUCUUGUUUCACGUCCUGAAUUCAGGUUCAUAUUUGAUGCAAUGCAUGCUGUUACUGGUGCUUAUGCAAAGCCAAUCUUCGUGGACAAGCUAGGAGCUAGUAUGGAUUCAAUAAUGAAUGGAGUUCCUCUUGAAGAUUUUGGACAUGGUCAUCCAGAUCCUAAUCUUACAUAUGCCAAGGAGCUGGUUGACAUCAUGUAUGCUGACAAUGGACCUGACUUCGGAGCUGCUAGUGAUGGGGAUGGUGAUCGGAACAUGAUCCUUGGCAAAGGGUUUUUCGUUACUCCUUCAGAUUCAGUUGCUAUAAUUGCAGCUAACGCUCAAGAAGCCAUCCCUUACUUCAAGAGUGGGCCUAAGGGUUUAGCUCGCUCAAUGCCUACUAGUGGUGCUCUUGACCGUGUGGCUGAAAAGUUAAAUCUAACAUUUUUCGAGGUACCCACUGGUUGGAAAUUUUUUGGCAACCUCAUGGAUGCAGGAAAACUAUCCGUCUGUGGAGAAGAAAGCUUCGGAACUGGUUCAGAUCACAUUCGUGAGAAAGAUGGAAUUUGGGCGGUGUUGGCUUGGCUUUCAAUAAUUGCCCACAGAAACAAAGACAAGAAACCGGGGGAGAAGCUUACCUCAGUCGCCGAUGUUGUCAAAGAGCACUGGGCUACAUAUGGCAGAAACUUCUUCUCCAGAUACGAUUAUGAGGAAUGUGAAUCUGAAGGCGCCAACAAAAUGGUUGAAUAUCUAAGAGAUGUGAUCUCCAAGAGCAAACCGGGUGACCAAUAUGGAAGCUACGCCCUGAAGUUUGCAGACGACUUCUCGUACACCGAUCCAGUUGAUGGAAGCGUGGCGUCGAAGCAAGGCGUUCGGUUCGUCUUCAGCGACGGAUCACGCAUCAUCUUCCGUUUAUCAGGAACAGGAUCGGCAGGCGCGACUGUAAGAGUCUACAUCGAGCAGUUCGAACCGGACGUCUCCAAACACGACGUGGAUGCACAGACAGCUCUAAAGCCACUAAUAGAUUUGGCACUCUCCGUGUCGAAGCUGAAGGAGUUCACUGGUAGAGAAAAGCCCACCGUCAUCACAUAAAAGAGCCCAAGCCCACCGGCCCAAGUAGGAUGGCAAAUGACUUUUUUUUUUUGGGCUGUACGGCUCCGUAGCCGAGUAGUAAUUUAUUAGCUUUCGCCUAGUAAAGCGACGAAGCAAUAAGCAAAAGCAGCGGGCUUUCCUUCACUGUAAAGCGUGUGACCGAAACGACAAAACAAGGGAAAAAAAAGGUAAAAUAAAUGCUCUCUCUCUACAACCUGGUACUAGUAAAAGGGCGGGAAAGUGGUAGGGUUUACUUUCUCCCAAUUGAAGAGAUAAAGUGCUUCAAACAUACGAUGCCAUUACCACCACGAUGCUGGAUCGGAAAUGGAGAGUGGGAUGAGCAAGAAAGAAAAGAGGAAAAGAUGGUGAGUGUUAUGCCACACUCGCCACUCGGGAAUAGGCAAUUUGGGUGCCGAGUUUAUCUUCCAACAGAUGCAGCCACUUAAUACACAGUCAGAAUUAGGUCAUGAUAGAAUUGCAUACCUCGAAUGCAUUUCAAUACUCCCAAAAUUGAGAAGACGAUAGUGGUAAAAGUAAUAAUAAACUUCAGCUCACAAAUCAUAUAUGCACGUGUGGAGAAUCCCAAUGGGAAAAAAUUAAUGGCUGUUUGGUUGAUGGUUUUGAAAUCCAUUAUGGACUUUGUCCAAACUUUGUUAUCUGCUUCGUGCAUUUAGUGGCUACAAAAUCUAUGAGACCCACCGUCUUCGAGGAGGGUCCAAAUUUGUGGGUCCCACGAACUUGAAUAUUCACCCAUUGACAAACACACUUCUCCUAUUUACCUUUCUCUCUCCUCAUACCAACGAGGACAAUAAAGACCAAUUUCACUUGAUGAAUAAAAAUCCAUCGUAAAAUCUACGGGACAAACAAUGAUGUUUUUCAAGUUCAUAAAAAAACCCUAUAAAAUCUCAUACAUCCAUGUUUUCUUCAAAAGUCAAAAUCCCAAAUUUACCAAAAUCUUCAUUUUUCGAAUCAACGAGGCAAUAAAAAAACUCGUAUAAAGCGUAGAGAGAGAGAGAUCAGCUUCGGGACAAAAAUAGUAGUGGCAUAAGAAGACAAGGUAACUUUGAGGUGGGUACUAAGAAAAAAGGUAAGGUAAUAACCUAUACUCCCCUUUGCUAUAGCUCUUAGCUAUGGCCUUUUGUGAGCAAAAGGGUCCAAUGGCAUAGCAGUAGGAAAGGCCGACCGAGUGUUGUGGGUGGGAGCUGACUGAGUGUUCAAUUUACGACAAACCACAACUCUCCAUCCAAUCCAUUCCAUUCCACACCACACACAGUAAUGAAACCAACACACGAGCACACACACGAUUCCUGUCCUUUGGAUCGUCUCCUUCUCCUUCGUCUUCGUCCUCUUCAUCAGUCUUGUCUUCAUUGCAAACAAGAGAGAGUAGGUGCCCUAAUGGCUGCUGGAACAUUACAUCAAACAUUAUUCAAGAUGGCCAAAGAAUUCAGUCAGCAGUCAGACUCCUCUCUCCCUAAACCUCAUCACUCUCACUAUCAAAAACUUUUAGGAAACCCUUUCUGGAUGUGACGAUGGACCAAAGCUUGCUCCUUUACUAUUACAACUCGUGUCAUAUAUAUGUUCAAGUUCCUUCCUUUUUUCUCCAAUGGAAAAAUCGAAACCUAUCCAGGAAACAAACCAACAAAAUUGCACUACAUUACACUUUGAAAUAAUUCAAUAUGCACGGUUUUGCUUGCCCCUGAAAUGGGGGCAUAGUCCCUCAGGAGAGGCUUAAAUCUUAAUCCAUAGUUUGUGGUACAGGACCAGAUUCAAUUUCAUGGGGAAAAGAAGAAGAAGAAAAGAAAAAAAUUGAGGAAACUAAUUAGGGGUUUUUGGGACAUGGAGGACCCUCAGUUUGUUCUAAAAUCCAAAACCAAGAUCAACAAAGGAUCGCAGCUGCCCCCCAUUUUGCAAUUUGUGACAAAAGAUCAUCUCCCAGCUUCCCCCACCACCCAAAAAUAAUUGGCGUGUAGAGAC
Linum trigynum is the source of this 4454-nucleotide messenger RNA. NCBI's taxonomy places the organism in Eukaryota, Viridiplantae, Streptophyta, Magnoliopsida, Malpighiales, Linaceae. The record is from the annotation of a GenBank genome assembly.